Strongylocentrotus purpuratus (purple sea urchin) is the source of this 2661-nucleotide messenger RNA. Its product is annotated as cytochrome P450 2J6-like. The record is from RefSeq and is a predicted model, not a curated record. Gene Ontology annotation, molecular function: heme binding; oxidoreductase activity, acting on paired donors, with incorporation or reduction of molecular oxygen, reduced flavin or flavoprotein as one donor, and incorporation of one atom of oxygen; iron ion binding. Gene Ontology annotation, biological process: xenobiotic metabolic process. Bases 1027 to 2526 code for a protein of 499 amino acids. Lineage: Eukaryota; Metazoa; Echinodermata; Echinoidea; Camarodonta; Strongylocentrotidae. Gene Ontology annotation, cellular component: cytoplasm; intracellular membrane-bounded organelle. The transcript is spliced from 8 exons.
GUUAUUGAGUCAAGAGAAUAUGGCUGUACAUUAAAAAAAUAUAAAAAACUGCCGAAAUCGCACGCUCAUUAUUUAAAAAAUGAAAUGUUUCUGAAUUACGGUCAUUUCUGCUAAAGUUUAUUAUACAUUAUUAUAUUAAUAAGUAAAAUAAAAUAAGAGGGGAAUAAAUAUGGAAUAGCUGGAAAUCGAGAACUUGUGUUUAGAACGUCAAGAACAGUAUAUAACAAAUAAUAGAAAGAACAAGCAUAUUUGAAAAAGUAGAUUUUAGUAAGAAAACCGAGAGUUGAGAGACAGAGGAGGAUCCAAAGGGGCACAUGGGGAUGUCCAACCACCACCACCACCAGCAACAACAAAAACGACUACAACAAAAUAAUUUGUUUCAGGUGCCUGCCUCUAGGUCUCCGUUCCGGUCGAACCCUCUCAAAGUUCUCUACGAGCGCGAACAAUGAAAUAAAUCCCAAAAGAAAAUAAUAGAGCUGUACAAAAUACAUUGAUCGAAACGAAGGGGCUUGUACGUGCAUAUCUCGUCAUUGAUCAAACACCUUUUCGCAGUCAUGCUGACAAAUGCAUGAAACAUUAGCAGACGAAAAGAGCUCACUCACGUCAUAGGGUCUUUUUCUGUUUCACCAUUCAUUAUUACAUCAUAGCAUUAUAUCGCUAUUAUCACCGCUCCGUGGGACGUUAUGUUCACAAUUUCGUCAAGUGUUCAACUGUAUAGCUUACAGAAGUGCUAUGACUUUGUUGAAAUGCAACGUCAUUGUGUGUUUUGCAUUUGUAUUUGCAGACUGGGUAUCUCAUGAACAAUCGCACGUAUUUUGCAGAUCUAAAGUUCGGUUUCGUUUCGUGUGUUUUAACGUGCUUAUCGUAUAUAGUUCAAUUUGCAGCCGCUGAAUUUGGAAUACGCAUACAAGAUAUAUUGAUGAGAAGAGGAAUCUGGAUUGUGAGGAAGGGAAGGAGACAGUGUCACUUAUCUAUAUAUCACAUGGUAUUUUCGAAUAAACCAGGUGCAUUUUUGUCCAGGUCAUCAUGGAGUGGAUCGUACAAUCCGAUACAAGCUUAUGGCUCAUGACAGGUGCCAUCGCAUUGGUGGUCAUGUGGUUUGUGAAGGGUUUAAUGUCUCGACCCAAGAACCUUCCACCAGGGCCAGUGGGGCUGCCAUUCCUGGGAGUAGCGUGGGAAAUGAUGAGGGCUAAACCCGACCCCCUCGCUCUGUACUCGUCCUGGGCGGACCAGUAUGGCGACGUCGUGUCCUUCAAGGUAGGCCCCAUGACCUUUGUGCUCCUGAACUCUUACGAGGUCAUUGUGGAAGCCUUCAGCCACCCCGACCUCAACAACCGACCCAAGAGCCAGAUGGUAGAAGAGGCUCUCGGACUUGCUAAUAAUGGGGUCAUACUUGCCAACGGAAAGGUAUGGGAGGAGCAGCGAAAGUUCGCCCAUUCUGUCUUCCGCAGUCUCGGAGUUGGCAAGAAGAGCUAUGAGGACACCGUGGCAACCGAGAUGGACCAACUCAGGGCAGCCAUAGAGGAGAAGGAGGGGUCUUCGUUUGAUCCAAACCUCCUCUUCGGACAAGCCGUUGCAAACAUCGUCUGUUCCGUUGCCUUCGGAACGCAAUAUAAAUACUCUGAUGUCGAAUUCAGACAGAUUUUGAAUCUCAUGAAUGACAACAUGGAGUUAUCGAGCGGCGGAGGGGCACUUCUAUUCCUCCCACUGCCCGGGAUAUCUAAGAUUCCUUUUGGGGCGCCGAAAAAGAUGGUCAAGAACAUGAAGGAGGUUAACAAGUUUCUCCUGAAUCAGAUUGAAAGCCACGAGAAAUGUCUGGACCUGGACCAUCCCAGGGACUUCAUCGACCUCUAUCUCAAGAAGAUGGCCGAAACAAAGGUUUUGGAGACAUCCUCCUACUCGAAGAUUAACCUGAACUCGGCUAUAGGUGAUCUCCUCUUCGCGGGAACUGAAACGACCACCACCACUCUCAAGUGGUGCAUCCUCUACAUGAUGGCGCAUCCCGAGAUGCAGUCACGUGUUCAGAGAGAGCUUGAUCACGUGGUAGGCAGAGAGAGACUUCCGAGGCUGGACGAUCGGAACGACCUUCCCUACACGAAUGCAGUCCUGAUAGAGGUUCAGCGUAAGGGAGCCGUAGCAGCAUUGGGUGUGCCCCACGUAGCGGCUGAAGACACCUCGUUCAGAGGCCACACUAUACCAAAGGGCGCCACCAUUUUGUCCAACAUCUGGAAGGUGCUGAACAGCGAGGAGCUCUGGAAAGAUUCUGAUGCCUUUAAACCUGACAGGUUUCUGACCGAAGACGGCAAGCUGAUUAAGAGGGAAGAACUUAUAUUUUUCAGUGUCGGUCGUCGAGUGUGUUUAGGAGAGCAGCUAGCUCGGAUGGAAACCUUCCUCGGGUUUACGAGUCUCCUUCAUAGAUUCACCUUCAAGAAACCAGACAACUCACCACCAUUGUCGUUUGAGGGCGUCCUAGGUAUCACGAGAAAUACCAUGCCUUACUUGACAUGCGCACUGAGUAGGGACUAACAAUGUCGUGAUUUUUAUUUUAAAAAAUACUACUGACCAAGAAAAAACAAACGACCAAACAAAAUAAAACACGACUUUAUGAUUGUUCAUAUACUGGUUUAUUAUUUUACUAUCCUCGUGUGACACUUUCACCAA